This is a messenger RNA of Dalotia coriaria, 1631 nucleotides long. RefSeq names its product N-acylneuraminate cytidylyltransferase-like. The transcript is spliced from 5 exons. Gene Ontology annotation, molecular function: N-acylneuraminate cytidylyltransferase activity. NCBI's taxonomy places the organism in Eukaryota, Metazoa, Arthropoda, Insecta, Coleoptera, Staphylinidae. The record is from RefSeq and is a predicted model, not a curated record. The coding region runs from base 108 to 905 and encodes 265 amino acids.
AAUUUAACUCGUUGUCAUGAACAAGUUAGCUUGAAAUUAACAUUAAUAUAAUUUAAUAGAUACUUCCUGAAGUUAAUAUCAUAUGACUAGACUAGACUAGACAAAACAUGAAACAUACUCACUUGCUAGCAGUAUCUUUGGCUAGUUUUUGGUUUAUUUUGUUUAGACGUUUUAAUGUUGUUACUUCUUGUCAUGUGCAAAAACUGUAUCCAUUUGACCAGAGACAAAUUCAUAUAGCUGCACUUGUUUUAGCAAGAGGAGGUUCGAAAGGAAUCAAACUGAAAAAUCUUACAACAGUCAACGGCAAAACCUUGCUCGCAAUAUCGCUGGAGGAAAUAUUAAAAUUGCCGGAGUUUCGAAGCGUUUGGGUAUCGACAGAUCAUGAUCUCAUAUACAAAGAAGCUGUUAGAAUAAGCAAAGAGGUCAAUGUUCAUUGGCGUAGUGAGGACAGCGCAACCGAUACGGCGUCAUCCAUCUUUGCCGUCCAGGAGUUUCUUUCCUUUAGACCGGAAAUCGAUGUGGUGGCUUUGAUUCAAUGCACUUCUCCGUUUGUUCAUCAUACAUAUUUGAAGAAUGCAAUCUUGUUGAUGAUGCACACGGAUGUUGACUGCGUGUUUUCUGUGAGCAAGAGUUUUAAGUUACGAUGGAUUCGUACAUCCAAUAGUGCUAUAUCAGCCCUGAAUUUUGACCCUGCCCAACGACCAAGACGACAAGAUUGGGAAGGAGAGUUUGUUGAGAAUGGAAUGUUUUAUUUUGCCAAACGAAGUUUGCUACAACAAGGCGUAUUCCAAAAUCAGAAUUGUGAAUUUGUUGAAAUACCUGAACAACAUGCUUUAGAGAUAGAUUCUGAGUAUCAUCUAAAGCUCGCACAACAUCUAGCUCAAUCUACAUUUAGUAAUAUUUAAAGGAAAAUUAUUAGUUAACAAAAUAUAACUUGGUUGCAUGGUAACAGCUGUAUUUUAAAUAUAAGUUGUUUAUCAUAACAGAAACGUUAACAUAACGUUUGUUAUGUUAAUUUAACUGUCAACUCAUUGCAAUUGCAAACCACACGUUUACACAUAUUUUUAAAUACAGAAAACAAACAAAAUGAAUCGGGGUAAUUUAUUAAGCCAAUCUACCGACAAUGAAGAGAGUCUGAUGUUUAGUAUUAGCGGUGCGAAAUCCUUUCGUAUUUCGCGACGACCAUCUUUAAACUCAAACGUUUUCCCGAUUGGUUUUAUGGGCAAUAAUGAACCAGAACAGUGUAUUCCAGAGCGUGAUACACGCCAGCCGGACGAUACACCAGUUAAGGAUAGUGUACCAGACCAAGCUGAUCCUGAAUUAGACGAUAUUCCAUUACAAGACGCCGGAGAUGAGGCGCCGGUGGUAGUGGAGCCCUCUGAUGAACCAGAACUGGGCGCAAGUAUUGAUACGCCAACCAUAAUGUAUCAAUACUCCGGGUCCAACAUACAGCGCAAUCCACUGACCGGAAGUGGCUGCAAUGACGAAAUGCCUGUUACUGGGAGGCGUAGGGUAGGAUCCACAUUUGGAUAUAAGAGGAUGUUGUAAAUCUCAUCAAUGCACAAGAGUAAUUUGUUAAAUUCAAAAUUAAUGUGAUACGUAUAAUGAAAUACAUAACUUUAUCAUCUUUA